GACAGGCACACUUCAAUACAACCAACCAUAGAAAGUACUUUUUGCAACCAACUAAGUUCUUUGUUUUGACUUGUUAGUUAACCAGAUUAUUUUUUAAUAACUAAGACUUGUAAUAGUGGAUUUUGGGUGAAUGUGGAUAGUAAAUUAAUGCUUUGUUUGUUCCAACUAAGAAAGUAUCGCAACUUGAUUAUGAAAAUCUUCUCUAUCCCCAUAUAAGAUGAAAAUCCAUAUUUUUGCUAUAUUCCUGUUAAAUGUCUGCAUCUCCAUCAUACACGCUGGUGAUGCAGGGGUAGAAGGUUAUAAGAUUUUAACAACCACUAAUUUAUUUAUAAACGAUCAACCUGUGGAAUGUUUGAAGCUUUUGGAUAGUUUUGCAGAAUAUGCAUCAAACUUUACAAUGUGUUCAAUAAAGUAUGCUCGACCAGUGCGACUAUGUGAAAAGUGUAUUGAUGAAUAUGUAAUGUUCACUAGCAAGUAUAAAGAAUUACUAGCAACUGUUGUAAAUGGCACGUCAUGCAGAGAAAUUUAUUUUUCUCUUGAUAGACUGGAUGUUAUUUUAGAAUACCAUGACAAUAUCUUAUCUAUAUGGAAUAAAGGAAAUUGUAAUGAAUGUUAUGACUGGACAGAAUCAACACCAGUUUUAUCCAAUAAUACAAUCCUUUUCAAGAAAAUUUUCAAUGAGACAGUUACCUGUAUUAAAACUACAAUUAAUCCAGCUGGGAAUAAUAGUGAUGAAGUUUGUUCGAGAUGUAUGGAGUUCUACAUUAAUCUUGAUAAAUUGUAUAAAUCACUGAGCAAAGAUUCAAUAGGAUUAGACAGUGUGUGUUUUGACAUAUUGGAUUCGAUGAAUACUACAAGAGCUGUGUGGAGUAAAGACCUCAAUUGUUGUAAACGCCUCAAGUCACCAGAAACUAUUUUCUUCUGGUGCACUGGAAUUAUUGCUUUCCUGCCAAUAAUGUUCUAUGCUAUGGUUAGAUACUUGUCACCACUAAGGGACCUGCCUCGAGCAUUGAAAGAGUCAAGAUUCAAACAAUCAUUUUUAAGAUCUAGCAGAGAAGGAAUUAACUAGCUAAAGAACUUAUAAUCAAAAUAUUUUAUAUGCAUAUACAGAAUAACCAAAGAUGUCAAUAUAAAAUUGUUAAACAUA
Messenger RNA from Plodia interpunctella (Indianmeal moth), 1147 nucleotides. RefSeq lists its product as uncharacterized. The transcript is spliced from 5 exons. Gene Ontology annotation, cellular component: cytosol. NCBI's taxonomy places the organism in Eukaryota, Metazoa, Arthropoda, Insecta, Lepidoptera, Pyralidae. Bases 218 to 1069 code for a protein of 283 amino acids. The record is from RefSeq and is a predicted model, not a curated record.